This is a messenger RNA of Daktulosphaira vitifoliae (grape phylloxera), 2972 nucleotides long. RefSeq lists its product as uncharacterized. The transcript is spliced from 2 exons. NCBI's taxonomy places the organism in Eukaryota, Metazoa, Arthropoda, Insecta, Hemiptera, Phylloxeridae. The record is from RefSeq and is a predicted model, not a curated record. Bases 154 to 2859 code for a protein of 901 amino acids.
UUAUGUGUGUAAGUGUAUUUGAGCUUACCGUGGGAUUACUAGUCGGUUCACUAUAUUUGUUUUCUCAGUAAAAUCUACAUUUAGUUUGAAAAUAAGUUUAGUCAGGAAAACUAAGUUUUUUUCAGCUUGAUCAAAUUUCAAUUUUUCAUUAAAAUGCUUAUGGUCGAAGUAUUUACAUUAAUAUUGUUUUAUGGAAACAUUGUAAUGUGCGUGGACGACCGAAUAACUCAAUUAAAAAAUCUACUUGCUUACCCAGGAUGGAAAGUUUUAGAAAAUACUAAAAUUUUGGAUAGUAAUAAUUUUGUAACUGAAUACAAUACAAAUAUUAUUAAUGAAAACUAUGAUGAAGCUGUUAGAAAAAUAUCGAUUAUCUAUACAUGCAUGAUCUCAGGAAAAAUAAAAGAUCUAAUGGUUUUGCUACAAAAGUUUUUAAUGCAAUGUUGGCAUGAUGAGAAAAGUGACAAUAUAGAUCGUUACUACAAUUGUGCAGAAAAUAUUAUAACUAGUGUAAGAGCUGUAAGCACAUCGUUAACUCACGUUCUUAAUGCUCUAAUGUUUUUAUACCAUCUUAGUCCAACAUUUCUAGACAUCAGACUAGCCUAUAAAGCUUUAUUAACAUUAAAAUUGUACACUGACAGGAAAUCUGAAUUAACACCUACUUUUAAAAGUGUAAAUGGUAUUGUUGAUAAAAUUACUAUAAAUAAAGAGCUCAAUGAAAUGGAUUGGAUUUUAUCAUUGGCUACUAGCUAUUUACAAAUGUAUGAUAUUGAAUAUUGUGAUAUAGAUGACAUUAAAGUCAAUAAUUGUUUUUAUAAAAUCCCAGAUAAUGAAAUUCUUUGUACUUCAGAAGAAUCAAAAUUGUUAAUUGAUACUUUGAAAGAUAACAUUUUAAAUAUGAAUAGGGAUUUGAUAAAACUUUAUUUUGAAAUGGGCUUCACAAAUUAUUCAAAAGUAUGUACAUGCUCAACUUUUAAAGAAUUAAAUUUGAUUUGGUUUAUUAUGCAAGAGAACUGCCCAGAAGGAUUGCCAAAUGUUAUACCUUGGUUUGGUGAGAUAAAAGAUGUUUCAGAGGUAAAAAAUGAUAUAAGAAAAAGUUACGAUACGGCUGGUAUAGCAUUAUAUCAAAAAUCUACUCUUAUAGUAAUAACCCAAAUAUUUUAUACAAAAAUUUUAAACUGCAUUCAAAAUAUAAAAAAUAAAAUAAAAUUUGAAAAAGCAUCAUAUCUAGGAACACUGCAAAAAUUUUUUAAUUUUCCUUUCUUCGAGAGUUCUUCUUCUACAUCAGUUUUAACCAAAAGUCGACAAACAAAUAACAUUUUAGAAGAUUUCUGGAAAGAAAUUCAAUCCUUGUUACUUAAAUUUAAAAAUAAUCUCCUUUUACCCGAAGACAUCCAAAUUACAUUAACUGUUAUGGAUAUUUUAAUUACAGAUUUAACUACCCAUGAAAAAUACGAACAGAUAAAUGAAAAAAUUGUAGAUCUUUUAAAUCGACGUCUAAAAACCACGGGACUUGAUUUAAACAUAAAAUUGAGUGAGACUGUUGAAGAUGACUUACUUUUAUUGGAUAAUUUUAUAAACGAGUUUGUAAAGAUGAAAAUAAUGGUAGAAGGUUUAGUAAAGAGUUAUAUUUUAUUUAAAUAUCCUGACCACGCUCAACACUCAUUAAAUAAUGUAAUAAAAAUAAUACAUCAAGUGUUACCCAAAAACAAUUUUUGCGAUUUUACAUUUAAACUAAUAGAACUUUUCAAUUACAUUGAUAAAUUAUUAGAAAGAUAUAUCGAAUCACCUACAAUGUUUUCUUUGAGGUUAAGUACAGUAAUACAUGAGCUAGAAAGAUUAUCCCAAUCAAUAUCUAAAAAUACCAAUUUUAUAUUGAACAAAGAUUUAUCAAGUCAACACUUUCACUUUACUAACGCUUUAAUUUUAAUGCUUUUAUACACGAAUAAUAUUAACGAGUUUCCUAUAAAGUUAAGUACUAAUCAGGGUGAUCAGAGAUUUGUUAUAAUUGAACAGCUUAAACGUCUUAAUAUGUUAAUAAUUAAUCAAUUUAAACUGUAUUCUAUAAAUAACUGCUAUAAUAAACAAAAUUUAAAAAAAUUUUGUGAAGCUGAAAUAAAGGCAGAAGAUUUUCAAAUAUCCCAUUUAGUUGACAAAUGUUUAAAAAUAUUAAAUAAUAUAGAUUUGGAUUAUGUAUCAAGUUCGAAUAAGUCGCAAAAAUAUAUUAAUAGUUGUGACUUCAGUUUAUACGCAGUAAUGUAUGGUAAACUUUUUGAUCUAACAGACGAAGAAAAAACACAUGUAGAAUCUAUAAAUCAUAUAAAAUUUCAAUGGAAAGGUUCUUACAAUGAUAUUUAUUCAAUUCGACUAAAAGUCUUAAAUGAUCUAUCAGCAAAAAGUGUUUCGGAAUUUCAAGUUUUAAUAGAAAACACAAUAUUAUCUUUAAUUCUUGGUUACAUAUUAAAUAUUUUACAAUGUAUAAACCACAAUUAUAACUGCAAAUUAAAUUCACAGCAAAUCAAUACAAUAUUAUUUAAGAUGGAACAACUUGAAGGUGAAUUAUUUUCUUUUUCGAAAUUUGAUGACCUUGCAGAUUUGUUUGACCAUUUUCGAUUGUUUAUAAGUUUUGAACAACCUUCUAAAUAUAUUUCAAACAUUCUUAUAGUAAUUAUUGAAAAUAAACUAUUGUCAUAUAGAGCAGAUCUAAAGACAUUUUAUGAAAUAACUAAACAAAAUGCAUUUGAAAGGGAUUGUGAUAUAGACGAUAUAAUACAAUCAUUGAUAAAUUAUAUUGAUAUAAUACUUAAUAUAUACAUGAAUGAUAUAAAAUGCGUCACUAAACACUUGAAAUUAAAUUUAUGAUUCGUGUUAUCUUAUAUUAAUAUUUAAGAGAAAGUAUAUUAUUUGUGUGAAAUAUUUUUAAAUUUGAAGAAACAAUUUAAAAUUGGUAGCUUUCACCAAUACUUCUAUAAAGU